AUGGCUGAAAAACUCACAUCGCGGGCCAAAGUUUCCGAACCUGUAAUGGUUCAGGGUGAUAUCGUCGAUGAUAAUUCAGAUGUGGGCGAUACGAAAGGAGGAACAAGUCAUGAUGGACAGGAUAUGUGGAGGAUUGGACAAGUUCAGGAGUUGAAUCGAAACUUCCGUUUCCUCUCUGUAUUAGGAUUCGCAGCAGUCCUUAUGUGUACAUGGGAGGCUGUCAUGUUUAACAAUGGUUUAACCAAUGGUGGUGUUGGUGGCAUGAUAUACUCCUAUAUCGCAGUGCUUGUUGGCUUUUGUUUUGUCAUUCCAACAAUGGCAGAGAUGGCUUCGAUGGCUCCAAGUGCAGGAGGCCAAUACCACUGGGUCUCAGAGUUCGCUCCGGCGGAAUACCAGCAGUUCCUCAGCUAUUUGACCGGCUGGAUAUGUGUUUUGGGCUGGCACACUGGUAUAGCUGGUGCUUCAUAUACUGUUGCCAACAUGAUAAUUGGACUCAUCCAUAUCAAUUAUCCAAAAACCUAUGACGCGCAGCAGUGGCAUGUUACGCUGCUCGUAAUCGCCAUAGCUCUCACAGCCAUGAUAUUUAACAGUUUCUUUGCUCAGAAACUGCCCUUGAUCGAGGGUAUAAUGUUACUAAUCCAUUGUUUUGGAUUUUUCGGGGUCCUUAUUACGCUCUGGGUUGUGGCUCCUACUAAGCCAGCGUCCCAUGUGUUUCGCACAGUCGAGGAUAAUGGCAACUGGGGAAAUACAGGCCUGGCAUGUCUGAUUGGCAUAGUUGGACCUAUAUAUGCGCUUAUUGCGGAGGAAAUCAAAGAUGCUUCUAUAGUUUUACCAAGAGCCAUGAUCUGGACAUUGGUAAUUAACGGAGGGGCAGGACUGGCAAUGUUAAUUACUUAUGCAUCCUGCGUUAAUGAUGCUCGUACUCUCCUGAAGACUUCCACUGGUCUACCCUUUGUCCAGGUGUUUCUAGACGCAACUGGUUCUGUACCCGCAGCCACCGGUAUGACUGUCCUAAUUAUCAUUCUCCAAGGAUGUUCUGCCAUCAGUAAUGUGGCCACGACCUCUCGGCAGAUGUAUGCUUUUGCCAGAGACGGAGGACUACCAUUCUCAAGUUUCAUCUCAAAGGUCGACUCGCGCUUUGUUGUUCCGCUGAAUGCUCUAAGUAUCAGCUUUGUCAUCGUCAUCCUCCUUGCCCUCAUCAACAUUGGCUCAUCGGUAGCCUUCAAUGCUAUCCUCUCACUUGGAGUUGGGUGUCUGCUCACCUCUUACAUCAUUUCUAUCGGCUGUGUGAGACUGAAAAGGUGGCGUGGCCAGCAGCUUCCACCUGCUCGAUGGAACAUGGGUAAAUGGAGCAGUACUAUGGAGACAGUGUCCCUUAUAUUCCUGGUCAUUGCUUGGGUAUUCUCAUUCUUCCCGCUUGAAAACCAUGUCAAUGCGCAGUCGAUGAACUGGAGCUGCGUUAUCCUCGGAGGAGUUGUCAUCAUAGCGUUGAUAUAUUAUGCAUCCUUUGCAAGGCAUACAUACAAAGGCCCAGUGACGAGGCUGAGGCCCUGGGCUGAGAUGAUGAGAGACCAGAAGUAG
Microsporum canis CBS 113480 is the source of this 1581-nucleotide messenger RNA. RefSeq lists its product as hypothetical. The transcript is spliced from 6 exons. Gene Ontology annotation, cellular component: membrane. Lineage: Eukaryota; Fungi; Ascomycota; Eurotiomycetes; Onygenales; Arthrodermataceae. Gene Ontology annotation, molecular function: transmembrane transporter activity. Gene Ontology annotation, biological process: transmembrane transport. The record is from RefSeq and is a predicted model, not a curated record. The coding region runs from base 1 to 1581 and encodes 526 amino acids.